AAUGGCCCCUUUUCCUUUAUAUAAAAGUUUCAUAGCUUAUUAUCGGUGAGUAGAAGAAGGAAAAAUAAAAAGGAGAAAAGAGAAAAAACCUAAACUCGAUCAUGUCUGGGAUGUACGCUCAAGACGGCGAAUCUGCCCCUCCAUCUUACGGCGGUGGGGGUGGCACCGGUGGGUAUGGAGGUGGGGGAAACGGUGGGGGCGGGGGCGGGGGCGGGGGCUACGGAGGUGAUGUUGGUUAUGGUGGCCGUGGAGGUCGAGCUGGAGGUGGCGGUGGCGGAAGAGGAUAUGGGAGUAACUCGCAUAAUCGCGGAGGAUAUCAAGGAGGAGACCGUGGUGGAAGAGGCGGCGGAAGUGGUGGAAGAGGAGGUGGCCGAGGUGGUAGCGGAAGAGAUGGUGAUUGGCUGUGCCCUAACCCUAGCUGUGGCAAUUUGAACUUUGCAAGAAGAGUUGAGUGUAACAAAUGCGGGACUCCCUCCCCUGCUGGUGCUAACAAUGACCGUGGAAAUGGUGGAGGUUAUAGCAAGGGAGGAAGUGGUGGCACCCGAGGAGGUAGAGGUGGUAACUAUGAUGGUAAUAGGACCAGCAAUUACAAUGAUGGGGGCAGAGGUGGUGGCUAUGAUAAUAGGAGUGGUGGCGGCAAUAGGGGCAGCUCAUAUGGAAGAGACAACGGUGGUGGUUACAGCCAGGUGCCUCCAUCCGCAGUCCCAUCCUAUGGUGGUUCUGGAGUUAAUUAUCCCCCUCCACCUAGCUCAUAUGGCGGCAAUUCAAAUUAUGGAAUGGAAGCAGUUCCUCAUCCUCCAAGUUACACUGGUGGACCUACAUCUUACCCACCAUCUUAUGGUGGUGCUCCUGUGAGUGGUUACAAUGAUGUUACAGUUGAUAUAAGAAGUGGCGGACGAGGUGGCCCACCUGGUGGAUAUGGUGCUGGUGCUCCACGUUAUGAAGGAGUCAGUGGGUAUAGUGGUGCUUCUGCUGAUGCCCCAGCUAAAAUUAAGCAGUGUGACGGAAAUUGCGAUGAUACUUGUGAUAACUCAAGAAUUUACAUAUCAAAUCUGCCUCCUGAUGUGACUACUGACGAAUUGAGAGAACUUUUUGGGGGCAUUGGACAAGUUGGAAGGAUUAAGCAGAAGCGUGGCUAUAAAGAUCAGUGGCCGUGGAAUAUAAAAUUAUACACAGAUGAGAAGGGAAACAACAAAGGCGAUGCAGUUUUGUCUUAUGAAGAUCCAUCUGCUGCGCAUUCUGCUGGCGGUUUUUACAAUAAUUAUGAUAUGAGAGGUUAUAAGAUCAAUGUUGCGAUGGCAGAAAAGACAGCACCAAGGCAGCCUUCAUAUGACCAUGGAGGUGGUAGAGGUGGCUAUGGUGGAGGUGAUCGGCGCAGGGAGAAUAACAGAGAUGGAGGUUCCGGCCCUGAUAGGCAUUACCACGGUGGAAACCGUUCACGCCCGUACUGAGAAUUUCAGCUCUGAGCUUUUUAUGUACUAAGAAUUAUGAUCUGAGAGAUUUUAUUAUAUUCCAUUUCCUGGGGGGUUCUUAAACUGGAGACUAAGAGGUAGGUUGUUCAUUACACUGAGCAAGACAAUACCCUUUUUCUCCUUUUUCUGUUUACUCAUGGAGGGGUUUCUGUUUUAGGCAUGGGAUUGAUUUUAAUUGUGUGAAUGUUUUUAUAGAGGCAAGUGGAUUAACUCCAAAUUGCUUGCUGCUAAGGUAGGUUGAUAUUUUCAGGUGAGUGCAGCUCUUUCAAAAUCUUACUUUA
Messenger RNA from Ricinus communis (castor bean), 1753 nucleotides. RefSeq names its product transcription initiation factor TFIID subunit 15b. The record is from RefSeq and is a predicted model, not a curated record. Gene Ontology annotation, molecular function: RNA binding. The transcript is spliced from 6 exons. NCBI's taxonomy places the organism in Eukaryota, Viridiplantae, Streptophyta, Magnoliopsida, Malpighiales, Euphorbiaceae. The coding region runs from base 102 to 1451 and encodes 449 amino acids.